Molecule: messenger RNA, 2944 nt
Organism: Sus scrofa (pig)
Lineage: Eukaryota; Metazoa; Chordata; Mammalia; Artiodactyla; Suidae
Gene: YTHDF1
Product: YTH N6-methyladenosine RNA binding protein F1
Biological process (GO): mRNA destabilization
Cellular component (GO): cytoplasm
Molecular function (GO): N6-methyladenosine-containing RNA reader activity; mRNA binding
Source: RefSeq, a predicted model, not a curated record
CGCGGGGCCGCGAGAGCGCGGGUGACAGGCCCGGCCUCGCGGGGAGGCCCGAGCCGGCGGGUGCCCCGGCCCCGCGCCGCGCCGGCUGUUCAUGAAGCAUGUCGGCCACCAGCGUGGACCCCCAGAGAACGAAAGGACAGGAUACUAAAGUACAAAAUGGUUCUUUGCAUCAGAAGGAUAGCGUUCAUGACAGUGACUUUGAGCCCUACCUUUCUGGACAGUCAAACCAGAGUAACAGUUACCCCUCCAUGGCCGACCCCUACUUGUCCAGCUACUACCCGCCGCCGUCCAUCGGAUUCCCCUACUCCCUCAGCGAGGCACCCUGGUCCACUGGCGGGGACCCCCCGAUCCCGUACCUCACCACCUACGGCCAGCUCAGUAACGGAGACCAUCACUUCAUGCAUGAUGCUGUUUUUGGGCAGCCCGGGGGCCUGGGGAGCAACAUCUACCAGCACAGGUUUAACUUCUUCCCCGAGAACCCCGCCUUCUCGGCCUGGGGCACAAGUGGGUCUCAGGGGCAGCAGGCUCAGAGCUCCGCCUAUGGGAGCAGCUACACCUACCCGCCCAGCUCCCUGGGCGGCACCAUUGUGGACGGGCAGGCGGGCUUUCACAGUGACACCCUCAGCAAGGCCCCUGGCGUGAACAGCCUGGAGCAAGGCAUGGUGGGCCUGAAGCUCGGGGACGUCACCACCUCUGCUGUCAAGACGGUGGGGUCGGUGGUCAGCAGCGUGGCCAUGACGGGCGUCCUGUCUGGCAGCGGAGGGCCCAGUGUGAACAUGCCAGGGUCGAAGCCCACGUCGUGGGCGGCCAUUGCCAGCAAGCCCGCCAAGCCCCAGCCGAAGAUGAAGGCCAAGAGUGGACCUGUGAUCGGGGCUGCGCUGCCCCCUCCGCCCAUAAAGCAUAACCUGGACAUCGGCACCUGGGACAACAAAGGGCCGGCGCCCAAGGCCCCCCAGCAGGCGCCGGCCCCCCAGGCGACGCCCCAGCCCCAGCCGGUGGCGCAGCCUCUCCCGGCUCAGCCUCCCCCUUUGGCCCACGCGCAGUAUCCAGGCCCCCCUCAGCCGCCCCAGACCCGCUGGGUCGCCCCUCGCAACAGAAACGCGGCAUUCGGGCAGAGCGGCCCCGGCUGCGGUGACAGCAACUCCCCCGGAGGCGCCCCGCCCGGCGCGGCCCCGAGCCUGGAGUCCCACCCCGUCCUUGAGAAGCUGAAAGCCGCGCACAGCUACAACCCGCGGGAGUUCGACUGGAACCUGAAGAGCGGGCGCGUGUUCAUCAUCAAGAGCUACUCGGAGGACGACGUGCACCGCUCCAUCAAGUACUCCAUCUGGUGCAGCACGGAGCACGGCAACCGGCGCCUGGACAGCGCCUUCCGCGCGCUGGGCAGCAAGGGGCCCGUCUACCUGCUCUUCAGCGUCAACGGCAGCGGGCACUUCUGCGGGGUGGCCGAGAUGAAGUCGCCCGUGGACUACGGCACCAGCGCCGGGGUCUGGUCUCAGGACAAGUGGAAGGGCAAGUUCGACGUGAAGUGGAUCUUCGUCAAGGACGUGCCCAACAACCAGCUCCGGCACAUCCGGCUGGAGAACAACGACAACAAGCCGGUCACCAACUCCCGCGACACCCAGGAGGUGCCCCUGGAGAAGGCGAAGCAGGUGCUGAAGAUCAUCGCCUCCUACAAGCACUCCACUUCCAUCUUCGACGACUUUUCGCACUACGAGAAGCGCCAGGAGGAGGAGGAGGUGGUGCGCAAGGAACGGCAGAAUCGGAGCAAACAGUGAGGACAGAGCCGUUUCCUGCACCGUCUGACACGGACUGUGGGACCGUGCGCCCGGCACGGCGGAGGGCGUGGUGCGGGGCGCCGUCCCGGGCGUCGGCCCGGCCGGCCUCGUGCAGGGCUCGAGCGCGCGCGUCUUGCCCUUGUUUGUAGUUUACGUGUGCCCAGAGCGGCCCUCGUCCGUCUGUCCCCUUUCUGUGUGUCAUGGUCGGUGAGCGCUCACGGGGAGGGCGGUUUGUCGGCUGAUGGCUCAGACCGCCGGAGCGCUCAGCGUGAGUAGCCGUGAGGACCGAGUCCAGUCCAUCCCAAAGAUUUAUUCUUGUUAUCAUGGUUAUUUUCGGUGACAAUUACGCUCUCGUUCUCACACUCACAGUCAUUUGACGUCUUUACACGAGGCUCGUCUCACCCCUUUUGCUUUAAUGGUGAACGUAAGAAACCCGAGUUGCCUGGCAUUUCGCGUGUUUUGUUUAAACAUUCUUCUUCAAGAUGCUCAGGUCGACAGGCUCGUUGUCACCGUGUCCAGCUGGUUUGCCAUUUUCUCUGUUACCUCCUGAUCUGCCCCUUUGAUUCCUACCCGACAGAAGGAAAGAUUUCAGGUGUUCAGAUUUGGCCACUGCGGUUUCCCUGGAACACCCGCCUCCCACGGCGGCCGUCCCCUUCCCUUGUUGUCCCUGGGGGGUCCUGACACCGGUUUGCGGUUUUGUACCGGUACUGCUGAGCUUUCCCGUGGGACCUAGGAAUCCAGACCCCGUGACGGAUGGUGCCACCGAUUGUAAAUUUCAGCGUGUGUCACUUUUCUUUUUCUUGUUGAAUGGGUUCAAAAAAGCAAAAAACAAAACCCUUUAGAAACUGAAUGUGCUGUCACGUUUUGUGGAUUGAGGGGCCGCUGAGGACGUCGCGCGGGAGUUUGAGCUGGAGCCUGAGAGCGGCGUGCGCGCCUGGCUCGUGCUCGCCGCCUGCCUGUGCCGCGCCGUCGCGGGCCCCCCCAGAACGCAGGUGCUUUCUGAAAACUUCACCACAGGCCCUCCGAGUUAAAGUUUAAGCUGUGCUAUUUAGACUCGUAUUUAGAACGUGUCACUUUCUCUGAACUGUUACUGCCUGUACAGAGUCACGGCCACAGGGCUGCUUCCCUCUAGGAGGUUACAAGCCUUAAUAAACAAAACCUAUUUAGCA